AUGGCUCCCACCUACAGCCCCCAGGGCAGCUGGACUCCUCUGGCCACGCUGGCCCUACUAUGGACUUCUUUAGCCUGGAUCGAGGGAAAGCCUGCGUGUCCUUCCUGUAAGGUGCCGCCUCUGGAGCCCAGCGCUGAGAAAGCCUUUCUGGUUGAAUUAGCCAAGCAGCAGAUCCUGCAGAAACUAAACUUGAGCGAGAGGCCCAACAUCACCCACCCUGUGCCACGUGGGGCAGUGGCCAACGCCCUACGCCGCCUGCACCUGGGCAAAGCCCGGAUGGACAGACUUGGGCACUUCUCUGGCUGGCAGAACCCCGAGCCUGAUGAACAGGGGUACGAGAUCAUUAGUUUUGCAGAGACAGGUGAGUCCUCAUAGCUCUUCCUGGUGCAUGGCCCAGGACUUGAAUAUUAUGAUGGAGAGAAUGUAACUCGCAUGUGCCAACAGCUCCCCCCCACCCGCUGCAAAUAUUUGCUGCAUACAAAGUGCUCUUGAGAGCAGAGACUUGUAGUUAUCCAUUGCACUGUAAUUUCUUACCCAUGGGAGAUCUAGCUAGAUUCUGACUGUGCUGAAAAAUAUCAACUGCAGGGGGAGAAGGGCAAUGUGUGUGGAGGAACUAGUGGUGGUGGUGAGAGUGGACAGGUUGCUAAAUUUCUCAUUAAUCCAGUUUUCCGUGGCAUAUCUCAGGCUGCAGACAGAUGUUUUUUCUGAGUGAGAGAGAUGAGUGAAGAUGGUAUUAGUAGAAGUGGUGUUGCCAUCAGUGUGCAUUUCCAUGCCAUUAUCACGUCUUUAAAAACCUGCAAAACUUGUUCCACCAGCAGUUAUAAUGUGGCAAAAGGAAUGAGUCUGUGUGCCACAGACAGUGAUGCUGAUGCCUCUAUCAUGCUACCUUCUCUCUUAAAAACGACCUCCUGCCACCAUCUGCCCUCUCUGCUUCAUGUGCAAUAUAGGAUGGGGUCACUGGAAGUAGCUAGUAAGCAGGAUGCAGCUAGUGUAGCGCUGCCACCCUUUUUAUACCUUUAACAGCUGUGUGACAGGAAAAAUAUAACAGUGGGGGGAAAGCUUCAUCUGUUGAUUUUUGCCUGUUAUUUACUAUUCUUCCAAAUGGUGGCAGUUGGAAGAAUAUCCCACACCACUGUGUUGCUUUCUUGCUUGAUGCCUAAUUUAAUUAACAACGUAAGAUGAGCCCUGCUGGAUGAGGCCAAUGGCCCGUCUAGUCCAGCAACCGGUUCUCCCAUGGGCCAACGAGGUGCCCCUGUCGGAAGCCCCCAAGCAAGCAGAACCUGUGUGCAACAGCACUGUCCCCACUUGUGGUUCCCAGCAAAUGGGUAUUCAGAUCCAUACACCUCUGGCAGUGAAGGGAGAACACAGCUGUCACACACACCCAUUUCUCUGACCCCAUUCUUUCUGUGUGCUCCUGAGAACUUAGGGACCAAGGGUCUUGUGCUGCUUCCUAUUCAUCUCAGUGAGGUACACUCAGAAGAAUGUCUAGAUCAGGGGACUGCAGCUCCCAUAAUCUCUGGACCAUUGGCCAUUCGGUUGGGGGUGCUGAUGGGAGUUGUAGUUCAGCAAUAUUUGGAGGAUUGCAGGUUCCCUACUCCCCCCCCAUCGGGCAAGGAGUGAUUGGUCAUAUUGUGGUAUUAGUGAUAAGCACUCAGAAUUUUCAUGGAUUUAUUUAGGUAUUUGUACAAUUUCUUGCUGCUUCUACUAUGGAAUGACCUUUGUGACCAUUGCAUGGCAGAAAUCCACCUGGAUCUGGUGUUGCAGGCUCAACAUCUGUUUGGCUGCAAAUAAAAAAUAUUUACCAGAACAACCCAUCCAUGUUUGGCUGGUAGGCCACCCCAUGCUGAGUGAAAUUAAGCAAUCAAGCUUCUUGGCAUAUUGUUCUAAGGUUGUUGGGUCAAGUGGUUAAAAAAAUAUCCCAGGCUAUCCCACCAAAAGGGGGCAGUGAUGUUGCUCAUAAGGAAAGUGGAGGAAAUGGUGUUUUAUAAGAGAGUUAUAGUGGGGGUGGAAGAACAGCUGGUGAGAACCAGUGUGGGAUAGUAGAUAGGUUUUCAUUUCAGCAGUCUCCUCCUUUAGUUUUUAAUUAUUUAGUUCUUUAUUUAUUUGGGAUUGUUUGCCUGCUUCAGCAGAACCUGACUUCCCACAUGUUUUGUACAGGGCUUGAAUUUUUUGGCAGCCAAUGAACAACAACAGUCUAUUAGAAAGACCAUUAUUGCUUAGUUUAGAGCCAUGCUCAAGUAAGAAGAGCACCCUUAGGUGAAUCAUGUUAUUCACCAUUAGGGUCAGGCAUUAUUUCCCCAGGUGUUAAAGACUGAGAAAGGGGAAUAGAGUACACACUAGUACACACUGUACACACUAGUCCCAGCCCCUGCAUCCCUACCUCUGUUGGUUACAUCAGCAUCACUGAUGGAUGGGUUCCCCAUCAUUAGGAGGAUUCUCCAUGCAUUCAGCCAGAUGCUUGAAGCACAACGCACAAAGGUCAGAGGCUGCAGCUGGCCAGGAUGGGGAUAUUGGGGACGCCUUGUGGGGUUCUGCUGCUCCCUCUACACAUUCGCAGGUGCACUUACCCUCAGCCUAUCUACCUCAUGGGCUUCCUCAGAGGCAUAAUUCAUAUGCAGAAAAUAAAUGUGAAGUGACGGCAAGGCAACUCUUGGACAUAUUUUUGACCCUAAUCAAAGAACUCUGGUUCAGGCCUGGUGGUAGCUUUUCUGGGGCAGGACAGGAUUAGCAUUCCUAAGAUUUUCAUCUUGAUUGUCUUCCCCUCUACAGAGCCCUCCGGGGUCCUCCAGUUCCAGCUGACACAUCCGAAAGGCCAAGACAUGCACCUCCUCCAGGCUGAGCUGUGGCUGUACCUCAAGGCUCACCAAAAUAUCACCCUGCAGGUCUACCUGGCAGGGCAGCAGCGAGUGGCCCUUGGGGAGCGGCAGCAGCUGGAGAGCAAAGGCAGCAGCUGGCACACUUUCUCCCUCAUGCCAGAUCUGCAGAGCUUCCUUGAGCGUGAGGAGACGGCGCUGUGCCUGGAGCUGCAGUGUGAAGGCUGCCACCCCAGCAUCGACUCUUUGCUGACUGCUACCAGCAGCUCCCAGCAGCCCUUCUUGAUGGUCAAGGCCAAGAUACGGGAGCCUGGCCACCGGGUAGCUAAGCGCAGCCUGAGCUGCGACCAGAACUCUGACCUGUGCUGCAGAAAAGACUAUUACGUAGACUUUCGGGACAUUGGUUGGAAUGACUGGAUCUUUAAGCCAGAAGGUUAUCAGAUAAACUAUUGCAUGGGUGAGUGCCCCAUGCACCUGGCUGGCUCACCUGGGGUAGCAGCCUCCUUCCACACAACUGUCUUCAACUUGGUCAAAGCCAACAACAUCCAGACUGCUGGCCGGUCUUGCUGCGUCCCCACACAGCGACGGCCCCUUUCUCUGCUCUACUUUGAUCCCAAUAGCAACCUCAUAAAGACAGACAUUCCUGACAUGGUUGUUGAUGCUUGCGGUUGCAGCUAA
Molecule: messenger RNA, 3491 nt
Organism: Podarcis lilfordi (Lilford's wall lizard)
Lineage: Eukaryota; Metazoa; Chordata; Lepidosauria; Squamata; Lacertidae
Source: the annotation of a GenBank genome assembly